Molecule: messenger RNA, 2049 nt
Organism: Aphis gossypii (cotton aphid)
Lineage: Eukaryota; Metazoa; Arthropoda; Insecta; Hemiptera; Aphididae
Exons: 2
Coding region: 1236-1913 (225 amino acids)
Molecular function (GO): catalytic activity
Source: RefSeq, a predicted model, not a curated record
AGGGUGCAGAUGCAUACCCUGCACCUCCCGUGGACACGCCUAUGAUAAAGAACUAAUAUAAAUAAUAAUAAUAACUAUUAUAAAAUUCUUUAUAUUCGUGGUCUAAACACUCUCAACUGAGUGUUAAAUGCUGCUAUCUAGUGGUUAUUUCGAACCCGAAUAACUUCCCGCUGAUUCACUUAAUCGCCAAACGCUUUACAAGUCGCGUGAUCGGCGCGGAUUAUCGGUCGGGCAGCCAUCCCCACCUUCACCGCGGCCGCGCAAUGUCCAUUGUCUCCGGACUCGUCACGGCUGUCACCUCGCGCCGUGCUUUUUUGUCUUUUUUCUACGGUCGAGCCGGAUAGGUGUCCGUCUCGUGCCGCCCGCCAGCCGCCAGGUGACUAAAAACCUCGUGGUUUUGUUUGGAUUUUUAAGCCUUUGGCUAUAUUCGCCGUGCUUGCUGCAUUGUUGUGCUCGUCACAGUCUCCGCCGGACGUCGGUAUCGUUUUCGCGCGUGUGUGCCCUUUGCGCCGCUAUUACACAACCUCGUGUUUGGACAUCAAUUCGCGUUAUCGCCGUGUGCGGCCGUUUUAUUGAACCACCGGCUCCAGGUAUAGAUAUACCUUUAUAUCCACUCCACGUAAUACGUGUCCCGUGUGCCGCCAUCCAUCGUCAGCGAAACUUGAGUAGACGGACAACACCAACGAGCGCCGCUCCCAGGCCAGUAGCUUUUUUCCUUUAUUUUAUAUAUGCCUACCGAGUAUUAUUUUCACUCCGGUGAUGCUGUAUAAUUUAUUUAUUAAUCAAAUACAUAUUAUAUAAGUAUUGUUUGUAUAUAUUAUUAUUUUAUUAGGGGCGCCCUUUAGUUAGGUCCAUACGGACACUGUUUGGUUGCGGUACAAAUGAUUCCGCUGUGGGUGCCCUGCUCUUGUCAGUUGGCAACACUGUCAGCCGGCAACAAAACAUCCAUCGCGCUACGCAUUUCCGUGUGACACACUGUCGUGUUCUCGGAAGACAUUUUUCUUUUAUUAUUACGUUUUUCACGACGUCAACAACACGUUGUUCUUGGCGCGUUAGUCGUCUAGUUGUUUUCUUUGUUUUUCGUUUCCGAAAUCCAAUGUGCGUGUGCGCCCUUCGUCGCCACCAAAUUUCAUAGGAGGUAUCGGCCCGUUGUAGCUCCUCGAUAGCGUAUUUCGUAACCUCGCGUGUGCGCCCUCGUCGCCUCCGAAAUCCGCGAACGCGUUACGUGCCGUUCCAUGUGUGCGCCCUCGCCGCCAUCAUCAUACCAGCAUUUUCAACCGUGGUGUCAUCCCAUAUUGCCAUCAGCUGCUGUUCAUCACUAUGCGAGCCACAUCCGGGAUUUCCAUAACUUCCUAUUCAGACUAGAAAGGAGCAUCAGACUCUCAGCGGAAGAUAUCCUACUCGCGGGGGACUUAAACGCGAAACAUUCCGACUGGGGAUCCCAGGUAAACGAUCCCAGAGGUGAAGCGCUAUCGGACAUGAUCCAUGCACUUGGCCUUCUUGUAUGCAAUAUUGGCAACAAUCCUACUUUUAAGUCCGGCUCCAUCAUCGAAGUCACCUUGUCUUCCCCUGGUGUGGUAGACAGAGUUAGUGAUUGGUGCGUCUUGGACGUGGAAUCUCUGAGCGACCAUUUUUAUAUACAAUACAACAUCCACACGGAUGAAGCUCUCUUCUCCAACAUCGCUCCACUCAAGUGCAAAUGGAAGUUCAACUAUAAAAAACUGGACGAAGCACUCUCCUUGGAGCAACUGUGCGUCGCCCCAAACAUCAUGGGUGUCGAAGAUGAUGCCUGGUUCCUGACUUUAAAGAUCCACGAGGCCAGCAUGACCAAAUCAGUUGUCGGAAGUGGAAGAAAAUCUGUAUACGGGUGGUCAUCUGAAAUCACUAACUGGCGUGUUCAACAAAUGUAUUAAUGAGAGACACUUCACGAUCGCCUGGAAGAGAGCGCGACUCAUCCUGCUCAGGAAAGGGGACAAACCUCUACAAGACCCCUCAUCCUACCGACCAUUCUGCCUACUGGACAGCGCAGCCAAGCUGCUUGAAAAGAUC